Molecule: messenger RNA, 525 nt
Organism: Talaromyces proteolyticus
Lineage: Eukaryota; Fungi; Ascomycota; Eurotiomycetes; Eurotiales; Trichocomaceae
Exons: 4
Coding region: 1-525 (174 amino acids)
Source: RefSeq, a predicted model, not a curated record
AUGUCUUUGUUUCCAGAUCCUAGGAGAAUUGUCACGGGACAUGAUGCCAAUGGCAACGCUAUCGUUCUGAAAGACAGCAACAUUCCAUGCGUACCAACGCCUCUGAAAGCAAAUUUCGCUGUUUUAUGGGAGACCCACCAGUUUCCUGCCAACAACGAGGGAGACGAGGAUCCCGUGGAAAGAGAGACGUCCAGUCUUGCGAAUGACAAGGGUCUUGUAUUGCGAGUGGUAGAUUUUCCACCCCACACCGACACUCUUGUUCAUCGGACUGUGUCUUUAGAUUUUGGCAUUGUAUUUCAAGGCGAAAUUGACUGCACUCUUGAUAAUGGAGUGGUAGUCCAUCUGAAACCUGGUGAUACAUGCGUCCAGCGGGGCACAGUACAUAAAUGGACAAAUAAUGGUUCAGUGCCAACAAGGGUCUAUUUCAUCCUGACUGCUGCCGAACCUAUAAAAAUCGAUGGCAAACUUUUGGGAAAUCAUGGCUUUCGUGACGAUGAAGUCGCAACCGGAGGUGUUAACGAAUGA